CCGGCAUUAUAACGAAUCGGUGAAGUAGGGUAUAAGACCUAUUUGACAUCGCCAUUCCCACGUGUUCUCUUUCAUCCAGAGGCUGCGGCUCCGGCCCUGACCGAGAUCCUCCGCCCCCAGACUCGACGGGCAGCGUAGCCCCGCAGCCUCCUAGUGGUGUCGGAUGCGAGAGUCUAUCCUUAAGUGAGAAAUCAGGCCUCACUGGAGACAUUCAAGCAAAGGUUGGACAACUACUUUUCCAGAACAGAAAGGAAACUCAUGCAUCAGAAAAGGUGACUAAUAAACGUACCAAAAGAAUAUGGCUGCACAAAUACCAGAAUCUGAUCAGAUAAAACAGUUUAAGGAAUUUCUUGGAACCUACAAUAAACUUACAGAAACCUGCUUUUUGGACUGUGUUAAAGACUUCACAACAAGAGAAGUAAAACCUGAAGAGACCACCUGUUCAGAGCAUUGCUUACAGAAAUAUUUAAAAAUGACUCAACGAAUAUCUAUGAGAUUUCAGGAAUAUCAUAUUCAGCAGAAUGAAGCCCUGGCUGCCAAAGCAGGACUCCUUGGCCAACCACGAUAGAGAAGUCCUAAUGCAUGGACUUUUGAUGAAAGAUUGCCAACACCUGUUGCACUGGUAAUGAGGAUUCACCUGACAGAAUCCCAUGAAAGCAGUAGCCACCAUGUUAAACCAUCUGUUAUGACUGUUCGGCAAAGGGAAACCACUGGGGAAACAAAAUUGCUAUUUACCAGAAUAAUCAAAAUAGGUCUUAUUGUUCAAUGAAAAUAAUAAGAUGCAACACUUGUUGAGGCCUUAAGAUUCAGCAGCUUGGUCACUUGAUUAGAGAAAUAAACCAUGGUUUCUUCAAUUAUGACUGUUCGUUUUAAAGGAAAAUAUGUGUUCAAUCAUGUAUGAGAUAGAAAAAAAUUUUUAUUACUAACAGGAAAAUAAAUGGAACUAUCACUGAGCAGUUUAUACUAUAUAGUACCAUAGCAUUCUGACUGGAUUGUGGAUACGUUGAAUUGUUUUUCAAUCAGGAUCAUCCUCCAAGUAUUCCUGCUCAUUCAUGUCUGCCUCAAAUUGCUGGUAAAUACAUAAAAUAGUUACUUGCUAAUCAA
Molecule: messenger RNA, 1104 nt
Organism: Kogia breviceps (pygmy sperm whale)
Lineage: Eukaryota; Metazoa; Chordata; Mammalia; Artiodactyla; Physeteridae
Gene: TIMM9
Product: translocase of inner mitochondrial membrane 9
Source: RefSeq, a predicted model, not a curated record